Gadus chalcogrammus (walleye pollock) is the source of this 3561-nucleotide messenger RNA. RefSeq lists its product as uncharacterized. NCBI's taxonomy places the organism in Eukaryota, Metazoa, Chordata, Actinopteri, Gadiformes, Gadidae. The record is from RefSeq and is a predicted model, not a curated record. The transcript is spliced from 10 exons. The coding region runs from base 774 to 2186 and encodes 470 amino acids.
AUGAGACAAUGAGCUAGAGACCAUAAGAGCGCCACGCUGUCUUUGCCUGGAGUGUAGAGAUAUCAUGGCUCCCAAACAAAUGAAUGGCAGGUGCUCAGUGUUCGGAUGUCAAAGUGACAAACUAAGUAGGCCUACAUUUGCAGCUCCUUCAUCCGAGUCUCUGAGGAACCAGUGGGUUCAUUUUGUUUUCGCUGGAAAUGCGCCGAUACGAAUUCCGAAAUGUGUGUUUGUGUGCGCCAAACAUUUCACCGACGACUGCUUCAUCAACUUGGGACAAUACAAAGCUGGAUUUGCUGAACUUCUGAAAAUGAAGCCUGGAUCAGUACCAACUCUCCUUGCCUCAGCUACAAACCGCGGACAAGGAUGUUGCAUGCCAGACGGACAACGUGGGAAGUUUGAAAACGCAGGCACACAGCUAUCCUUUAGGACUUUGCAGACCCACAUUAAAAGUGAAGGUAUCUACUCUCCACCUUGAGUACAUUUACUUUUGAUGUAGUUACUAGUGUUCUUUAUUCUGGCAUUUCUCUUUGCUUGCAUUAUGUGUUUUUUCAUUUGACUUGCCUUAGUAAAAUUCAUUGUUUGCACAGGUGUCCAGGCAACUGUGUUCUGCAAGGAUUUCGGUGUUGGCACAUCGAAUGCAGACCCUUUGUGCCUGUCAUCGACACCAAUAAGGAGACCAUCCAAAAGACCUCGGGUAGACCUUGAGGAAGAGCUGGAGGACAAUCCAUUGGAGAGAAGAUUCAUCCACUGCAACACCCAACGGCAAGAAAUACAUGGUGUACGAGAGCUGCAUCAUGGAGUUGUUUAAUGCAUGUCCAGUCUGCACGAGGGCAUGUGAAGUUACAACCCAAAGGCUGGGGACAUUCCUGUCUGUGAAGCAGCAGUGCCCCCAUUGCACAUUCGGUAGACGCUGGAAUAGCCAGCCUAUCCUUGGGAGCACGCCAGCUGGAAAUCUGCACCUUUCUGCCGCUGUGUACCUGAGUGGUGCAUCUUUCCUAAAAAUCGAAAAGGUCUUCAAGGCAAUGAAGCUACAGUUGUUUCGGUAUGAAACAUUUCGCCGCCAUGCCAAAAGUUUCAUUGAACCAGCAGUUAUUCACCAGUGGAAAGUCCUAAAUGAUUUGAAUCUGCAGCGGCUAAGUCAAGAGGAAAUAGUGAUACUUGGUGGUGACAUGAGAGCUGACUCUCCAGGUCACUCUGCAAAGUAUGGGAGUUACACAAUGAUGGAUCUCCAUACUAACCCCAUUGUGGACAUUCAGUUGGUCCAGAGCAACAAAGUUGGUGGUAGCACCCAUAUGGAGAAGGAGGGACUGAAGAGGAGUCUAGCCUUACUGGAGUCGCGUGGCGUCCACCUUGACUGCAUUGUCACUGAUCGUCAUCCUCAAGUACAGAAGUUCCUCAGGGAGAGAAACAUAACCCAUUACUACGAUGUCUGGCACUUUGCAAAAGGUAUUUCAAAGAAGCUGUUGGCAAUCAGUAAGCAGAAAGACGGUGAGAAACUCAAGAAGUGGAUGAAGAGCAUCAACAACCACAUAUACUGGACUGCAGCAGGCUCAACCUCCGGGCCAGAGAGAAUCGCAAAGUGGACCUCGAUCCUGAACCAUGUUCGAGAUGUCCAUGUACAUGAAGAUCCUCUUUACCCCAAGUGCGAGCAUGCGAUCCGCCAGACAAGUGACCGGAGUAAAUGGCUUCAAGCUGCAACUCCAACUUUCUCCAAGUUGGAGAAGUUGCUGACCAAUAAAAGGGCGCUGAAGGAUGUUGCAAAACUGAGCCCCCACCACCAAACUUCAUCUUUGGAGGCUUUCCAUGCGGUUAUUCUUCGUUUUGCCCCCAAAAAUGUUGUCUUUCCCUUUAUUGGAAUGCUGUGCAGACUCUACCUGGAUGCUAUGCAUUCAAAUUACAAUGUGGACCGACCACAGGCCGAAACAAAGGAAGGAGUACCGAUUUAUAAAAUGUCCUUUGCAAAGGCUAGGAAGGGAGCUAAACCACAAAAAACACAGCAGACCUUUGGUUACGUUGAUGACAUCAUGGAUGUCAUUUUUGAGGAAGUCUUUCCCAACCCUACGCCAUACACCGAGGCCCUGUUGGAGAUCCCUGUUCCAGAGCCCCUAACGGCACAGUAUGAGAAGCCUGACAAGGAGGCGGUCAUCAGCAGCCUUGUGUCAAGGUUCAAACGGGGGGAUGUUUAAAACCGACAUAGUGGCCUUCCUCAGCAGGAAACUCAACGCGGAUACGCAGGACCACACAAGCUGGAAUCACAACCCGGAUACGGCGUCCCAGGUGGCCCCAGCACCAGCUCACAAAGGAACGAUAGGAGAGAUACCUGUAGCGACUGAACAAUUGAUCCAGAGAUUAAGUCUUGCAGAGAUUUAUCAUUGCUUUGUGUUAUGAAAAUAAAUAUUACUAUGCUCCUAUGGCUGGUUUGUUCUGUAACUAUUUAAGUUGUUUUUUUUAGCUUGGAUAUAAAUACAUCUUCACAAAAUUAGGCACAAGAUUGAGAACAACUUCAUUUAUUUGAUUAAAUUCUGUAACAAUGCACAACUUACUUGUGUAUUCUUCUCAAAUUUAGAGGACCAUAGUCGGCUCUAUAUAUUUGGCUGGAAUUCUGAAUAGAGUAAACAUUUAGGCAGACCGGCUCCAAUCCAGGAUGGUCAACCAUACACGUUAGCUGUAGUUCGACCUCCCGUAGUCUUCUAGUAACCUAAUUAGAAUUUGAAAGGGUAAGUUUUAUUUUUAUGCAUUGUGUCAAAUGAAGAGACAAAGUAGUUUCCAAUUUAGUGGAGAGUGCUACCUGCGGUAUCUCCAUGCAGCAAAUAUUCUCCGCUUCUGUGGGCAUGGACGCACAUUUUCCACAACGGCACCUAUCCAUAAAAUAAAGGUAGAUGUAAUAAUGGCAGAGGUCUGACUAUAGUGGCUCUGGUUAGUGUCUAUAGCUAUACAUAUGACAGUGGACAAGCUGAUGUUAGACGUAAAUCUUCACGAGUAAAUCAUGGGUUAUGUGUAACAUGACUUCAAUAUAGGUUGAAAUUAACCCAUCAAAUGAGCCAGUGACUUCUCUAAACUACAAAGAUGACUGAUAUAGAUGCUAAUAUAACGUAACGGUAGCAAAUCAGCAACUUUGACAGCCAACAACGUAGGCUAGCGUUAGCACAUGAUAAUAACUAACCGCAUACAUAAACAAACCAACUAAAGUACCGUAUCCAGACACAAUAUUUUCAAUUACCAUUCAGAGACGUCCUGCUGUAGCCGCUGAGUAGGCCUACCAACUUCUUCAGGUGCUUCGGAAUCCGGAUCCGAUUCUGGGUCAAACUGAAACGCUUGAACGACUGGGUUUCUACGAGCCAUUGCGAUGUAAACAGAGCGCACGUGGCUGCAAGCUGCUCAGGGCCACACCCCCACCCUGCUCAGGGCCACAUCCCCACCCUCCUCCUUGACACGCCCACCGAAACAGCGCAUUUGGGGGAAGCUCAAUGUGCGACUGGCUCGGAGUGGCUGUAACUCUGCACCACGGCUGAAUUUCGGGAACGUCGGAAAAGUUGCCCACUAAUACCUAUAUUAAAGAAU